Fonsecaea monophora is the source of this 1323-nucleotide messenger RNA. RefSeq lists its product as hypothetical. The record is from RefSeq and is a predicted model, not a curated record. Lineage: Eukaryota; Fungi; Ascomycota; Eurotiomycetes; Chaetothyriales; Herpotrichiellaceae. Bases 1 to 1323 code for a protein of 440 amino acids. The transcript is spliced from 2 exons.
AUGGCACCUUCCUCUGCACGCACCCCUAACUUCUCACGACCCCUGCCCUCUCCCUACGCAACCAGUGCCAUAGAUACACUGUCCAGAGGUCCAGGGCAAGUAGAUGUUAUGAAAGAGCUUCCACAGUCUGGGCCAAUGACAAACACGACGAAGGAGAGUCUGACAAAGGAAAUGACCCCAAGAAAACCCCCGUUUGGCACAGCGGCGACAAGAAGCCCACAUUCACUGUCGGACAAACUGGCAGAGUCUUCAGGAGGAAAACGCGCUGUUACCACAGCCUCUGCUGGGGUGCGGCAUGGUCAACAAUUUUCAAAAUUUCCCUUCAAAACUGAAUCUGAUUCUAAUCUUGCCAAACUUCUUGUCGACGUGGGCGGCUUUGACAAACCCAUCGUCCAUUUCCGACCCCAGCUCUGGCGCCAUCUGGAUAAAGAUCGCCCAAUCCUCAAUCUCGACCUGUUCUGGCCGAUCAAGUUCGACGAGAUCGACAAUGAUGAUGAAGAGGAGAACAGCGAUGGCGACCAAAAAGGCGUCUUUCCUUUCAAGGACCUCAAGCCUCUACAGAUGUUUCACAACCUCCACUAUCUCCAGUUGAACGGCAUGAUGCGAUCAUAUCAACCGAUCAUCUGGGCAACUUGUUGGCUGAACAAGAACCUCACCAAGCUCCACCUUGAAAUGGCACUCGAGCCGGAAAUGAAUGAAGACACAAAGCACAAAUACCGCAAGAUCGACGAGACAUGGUCCUACGACGGCUCCCCUGAACGACAAGUCGAUGCCGAAUAUCUAGGCUUUCACGGAAAUGGCAUCCUACACCAAGAAUUCGGUGAUGGCGAGUACCUCGACCAACAAGCCAUGAAACAAGCUCAGAUCGACGUGGUCGAAACCCUCCCUCUCGAAAACAUGCGCUACCUGCCCAUCAGCCAUCUCACCCUGAUGAACUUCGCAGUCGACGCUGGCCCAUUCUUCCGCUGGUUCGACCCCAAGAAACUGGUCGAGAUCAACUUCCUGGGACAAUGCAUCGACACUGGCUUCUACCUGCCCGACGACAUGCGGUCGCACGUCAAAGUCAGUGGGCCCAAGCCAAAACCACGCCCACAACCCAUGAUUGCCAGGGUUGUCAAGCCAGGAGAAGUGAAGCUGGUGACGUUGAAGGGCGGGAAGGUGGUUCCUGACGAACCGACCGGGAGUGGCAAUGCGGCCGGGAAAGGCGUCAAGACCAAGCUGAGCCAGAUGAUGCGCUUGGGGAAGAAAGACACCAAGGACUCAAAGGAGUCGGGCAAGGAGACUGCGCAGCUAGAGCGCAAUAUGGCCAACAUGGGCCUUUGA